AUGUCAAGCCGUCCGUCGACUUGCUCUGACUCCCAGCAUGAUCACAUCCAAGAUCUACAGAAUUUGCUUGGUGGUAUGAGCCUCACAGAUUCAUCGUUUGAUACUGUCACCUGGAAGCGCAAGACUACAGAAGAGUCGAUUGCAUUGUCAAGAUCUUUACAUGCACAAUCGACGCGCAACAAUAUACCCAGCGGAAGAAUUGGAACGGCGGCGCCUCCUUCUGCCCCCUCAACAACCCAAGCACCCUUGUACUCAGCGGCAGUCCCAUCCCCCCCAUCCCAACCUGUCCCCUUUACGACUACCCAGAUACCCUCCAGGGUUUCACUUGUUCCAAUCCCAGACGAAAUCCCUCCACCACAAGCCGGGCUGAAACCGGAAGGCUUCUGGGUGAUCACCGUUGGGCAAGAAGUUGGUGUAUUUUAUCAUUGGGCUGAUGUCGCGGAGCGAACAAAUUUUGUUAGCGGAAGUGUUCAGAAGAAGUAUGCAUCUUUCCAGGAAGCUCUUGACGUAUACACCGUCAAAUAUAACGAGGGCAGGGUCCGCGCAAUCCCAAUGCCAGGUGGCCCAUUCUGGCCUCCAAACUCACCUAGAUCUCCCCCAUCCUCUGGAUCCCCUGCUUCCUCGACGUUGUCUAUAGGCUCGGACGACUUGUGGUCACAGGUUGAAGACUUGUCGGAGACCAUGAGUCAGUACCGGUUUUGA
Suillus subalutaceus is the source of this 702-nucleotide messenger RNA. RefSeq lists its product as uncharacterized. The coding region runs from base 1 to 702 and encodes 233 amino acids. Lineage: Eukaryota; Fungi; Basidiomycota; Agaricomycetes; Boletales; Suillaceae. The transcript is spliced from 3 exons. The record is from RefSeq and is a predicted model, not a curated record.